UUAUGAAUCCUUGACGUCACUUCCUUAAUUUCCAGAACGAGAUGCGAAUGAAAAUAUUAUAAUAUGUGAAAUUCUCGGGAGAAAUCAACCCAAAUUUCUCAUGUUAGCAGUUACCGGUAUAAGACUGUUGAAGUUGUUUGGUGCAGAAAAGCACAGUUGAUUGAAUCGGCCAAGCUGCAAUCAUUUGUUUCUCUUACUCAGCUUGUUGAUGGCCUUCGUAGAUAACGUCUCUAUUGUCAAAUUUCCCAGUGAAAGCUAAGGAUGGAGGAAUUUUGCGAAAAAGAACCACCUACAUCAACUCGAACGUCCAAUCCACAUUGUGAUAGGUUGGACUUUGAAAAUGAUGAUGGUGGGAGUAAUGCUGCAGAUCAGUCUUUUGAGCUCAGUGAUGCUCAAGACUCGGACUCGGAAGGAGAUCUGGAGGAAGGCGAGAUUCAGUCAGAGGCAGAUACAAACGAGGAGGACUCAAAAUUUCUCUGUGGGGUCAAAGGUAGUUCAGAUAGUGAUAUCAAUAAGAAACCUCAUAUACCAAACUUUAACAUAGUCAAAUAUAAACAGUCUGAUGAAAAUGACAGUCCCGCAAGUAGUAGCAUGUUGGACUCGAGUACAGACCAGUUUAAAACUGAGUCCUCUGAUAUGGCCCCUGAUAAUUAUAUCAAGAGUGAUAUGGAGUCGAGCGAUGGGGAAAUCUAUUCAGCGAGUGAGGAUAACCAGAUUUCAGAAGACAGGGAACAGUCAGUUGAUUUGUAUGACAUUGUGUUUGAUUUCAAGUCAGAGAAAGAUCAGAGUACUGCUGAUUCCUUAGAUGAUACUCUUACAGAGGAUGUUAGUGAGAGUGUGGGUAAAAAAAGAAAACACACAGACAUAGAAAACGAUCAUAGCAAAAGUCAAAACAAUGAAGGGGGCCCUGUUGCCAAAAAAUCAAAAGGAGACCAGGCAACAGUGGGGGGUAGCAGCUCAGAUGGUGGAAAUCUCCAGGAGAAUGGCUUGACACAUGAGUUUGAUGUUAUUGAUGAAACCAAUGAGGAGGGAGGUGACAAUUAUGAACAGGAUGUUGGGGAUUAUGAUAGUGAUGAAGAUGACUUGGAUGACAAUGAAAUUUAUGCAUGGUUAGAGGAGGGUGUCAAUAAAAAGUCAGUCAAGCUUGAUGAUGAAGACGAGGGACCAUCUCAAAGGGAGAAACUUGUACUACAAGAAAAGGGAAGUGACCCCUUUGACAUGCUGCCCGAAGGCUGGGUGUUGGUCACACAUAACAGUGGUAUGCCGGUGUAUCUUCACAAGCAAUCCAGGGUUGUCACAUUUUCCAAACCAUACUUUAUAGGUCCAGGCAGUGUUAGGAAACACAACAUUCCUGUGAGUGCCAUUCCAUGUCUGUACUACAGAAGGGAGAAAGACAGAGAAGCCAAGGAGAAAGCAGAGAAAGAAGCUGCUGGCGCUAAUUCCACUGGUCAUAAUGGAGAUAACACCAAUGCAGAAAGUACAACAGAAAAUCAAUCUAAUAAAAAGUCGAGUGAUCCCUCCCAGCCUACAUUAGCCAGUCUACCUGUAAAGAUAGAGUAUGCUGAGGAAAGAGAGAAAGAAAACUCGCUAGAACCUGAAGAGUUGAGAAAAUACUGUGAAUCUCUGUUUGAGUUUAGGAAAAUUACAGUCAACAAAUUCAAAACCUGGAAAGAUAGAAGAAGACACCUGAACAAUGUUAAAAAACAGUCCCGACCUGCUCUGCCGUCCAACACCAAACUCAUUACCUGUAAAGUCCCCACUGACAAGGGAGAUCAUAAACCAAGAAAGAAAGAAUUUGUUCUGAACCCCACAGGGAAAUCCUAUGUGUGUAUCCUGCAUGAAUAUGCACAACACACACUACGAGUACAGCCCCGCUAUGUUUUCAAAGAACUUGAAAAUGCUCAAAAUCCUUACAGUGCUACUAUUAUCAUCAAUGAAAUAGAAUAUGGCACUGGCUUUGCAGGAAGUAAGCGAGCUGCCAAAAUGGAGGCAGCCAAAGCAACACUGAGCAUACUUAUUCCAGAAAUGUCCAAGUUGAUUGAGAAACAAGUUGAAGAGGAAGAGGAUCUCUCGUUUUUCGAUGAUAUUAAGAUUGAGGACCCAAGAGUUUAUGAGUUGUGCAAUAAAUCUGGUCAACCUAGUCCAUUUCAGAUAUUAUUAGAGUGUCUCAAAAGGAAUUAUGGCUUGGGGGACACUCAGUGUAAAAUAGAUGUUAAAACCUUAAAACAUCAAAAGAGUGAAUACACGCUUUCUGUUGGAAAACAUUCUGUUACUGUGGUGUGUAAAAACAAGCGGGAGGGCAAACAGAGUGCUGCUCAGGCCAUGCUGAAGCAACUUCAUCCACAUAUCUACAGUCUCGGUGCUUUGUUACGGUUGUAUGGAAGAUCUUCCUGGAAGAGUGUCAAAGAGAAAAAGAAAGAAGAGCAUGCAAUUACUGGAUUGCAGUCCCAAGUUCGAUCAAAGAGGCCAAAUGAACCACUGCUACAGAAGUUAAAGGAGGAAAUGAUGAAAAUUCAAAUGCAAAGGGAGUCAGUGAAAACUAAGGGAAAGUUCCGUGUGGACACGAAGGCUCUGUCUGGUCCAGUGACGUGUAUAGACCUGUAGAAUCUCCCUCAGUUCUCAGCUGUUGGACAAACAAACCUGCAGAGCAGGUCGUAACUACCAUGUACUCAGUGUUCUUGUAUUGAAACAUGUGGACCUGGACCAUGAUCAUAUUUGGAAUUCAUCUUUAUUUUAAAAUUUGAGAAAUGUAUUUGUGCUGGUGCAUGUAAUUUAUUCAAACUUUGCAUUCGGUAUAUAUUGAUUUAUUUGAUUUAACAGUUUAUGAAUUAUAUUGAAACAUUUGAAGUUAUUAAGUAUAUACACUAUAUUAAUGAACUAUAAAUGCAAAUAAUUUCAUCAAUUUGCAAGCUUGAUUUUCAAAAAGAGUGAUUAUUUUGGGGGUCUAUAUACAAAUAGCAAUGUGUGUCUAUAGGUGUCUGUAUCUUGUGAAGUUAUUCUCUAAUGUUGUUUUGGAAUCAUUUACUGGUAUGCUAAGAUGAGAGUGUUUAUAUAUCUUUUAGAAUCCAAUGAUUUGCUGCUGUUGAACAAAAUUUUUUGAAAUGGAUAAAAAAAAUCUUGUUAUAAUUUCAACCAAUUUCAUACGUAAUUAAAUGUUAAAAUUUUAAUGGUUUGAUUGAUCAUGUACUUGUAUGGUGUUUGAAUGUAUACAACAGUUUUGUGAACACACAUAUUUAUUGUCCUCUUUGUGUGCAUCAUUCUACUGGUAAAUGUUUUUAUGCACUGGGUUUUAUAGCAAAAGGCGACAUUCUGUAGUAUGGAGAACAAUGUGUACAAUUGUCUUAAAUUUAAGAAUCUUAUGUUUGUGUGGAGCAAUGGUUCUGCUUGAAUGAUGACUGCAAGGAACAGUUACACGAGUGUAGGAUUUUGAAGAAUAUUUGUGUUUAAUAGGUAGGAAUACAUGUACAUGCAAAUCUUAACAGUGUGUAUGUGUGUUAUGUAUGUGGAGGCAGGUGAAACACAUAGUUGACCAUCAGAAUUUGUUAAUCCACGACUUUAACCAGGCAUUCCAUGUAGAACCUACAGCAUACACUGUCCAAUAAGUCAAGAAUUUCCAUGUAGAACCUACAGCAUACACUGUCCAAUAAGUCAAGAAUUUCCACUGUAUAGUAUUGAUACUGCCAUAUACUGGCUGAUUUCUGUGUGUAUUGUUUGUCUGCUCAAAAGUCUGAUCCAAUGAUUUGAAAUAAAAUGAUAUUUAUCUAUUU
Molecule: messenger RNA, 3767 nt
Organism: Magallana angulata
Lineage: Eukaryota; Metazoa; Mollusca; Bivalvia; Ostreida; Ostreidae
Product: microprocessor complex subunit DGCR8-like
Exons: 18
Coding region: 262-2604 (780 amino acids)
Biological process (GO): primary miRNA processing
Cellular component (GO): microprocessor complex
Molecular function (GO): identical protein binding; primary miRNA binding; double-stranded RNA binding
Source: RefSeq, a predicted model, not a curated record